UCAAAUUAAAACAAUUUUUUGAUAGUUUCAUAAUUUUUUUCCAAUGGAUAACAUUUCAUUUUUUCUUUUGAACAUACCAAGGUCGCUAUGUAGAAUAUUCUCUUGUAUGAUUUAAAAAUCGCUGUACACUGAUAUUUUAAUGAGCUACUUAAAACAGAGUCAUAACGAAAUCUUGAAACAAAAUUUGUCACUGGGUAGAGAUACGUGAACGUUAAGGAUUUGAGAUCUUACUGUAUUGAUUUAAAAAUGGAUUUUAGUGAUAAAUAAACUCAGUAAAGUCAACAAAAUCAUACAAACAGACAUACGAGUGGACAUAAUUUUAUAAAAGCAAGUGAUAUGGAAUACGAAUACGGACAAGAAAUGCCGGAAAUUCAGGAUUUCUUACAUAGGCAUCGUAUGACGUCACAUGGACGUCGUAAGACAGUGCACGUUGCGGAACGUGGUCAGACAGCUCUAGGAUUAUUACGUUUACCGCCAAGUCCCGGUCGCAAAACGUUCAUGACUAAAAGAGCGUCUUUAACACCGUCUCCUGCAGUUAAAAUAACAUUCAACUUCGAAAGAUCUCGACUGGAUCGGCCAGUUUCUUGUAAAGUUAGAGUGAUUCAUCCUCCAACUUCACCACGUCUUUUUAAACCAAGAAGUGAACAGUCGCAUUUACAUCAUGGGGGACUGGAUAAAAAGCAUGUAUUAUAUGCCCCCUUCUAUCAAAGAAGAGGGUCGAUCAUGCGGCGUAGGUCAACAGUCACGAGCGAUAAUACUGAUGAAGAGGAAUAUAGGAAGAAAAGAUUACUAGCCAAAUUUAGACUCGCCGGGAAGCUGGCAAUAUUUUGCUCAAGGAACUUCAAACAACAUUGUCUGAGCCUUAAGAAGAAGAACAGGUUAAAUGAACAUCAAGAUGAGCUGGCUCCGUACAUCAAGAGAUUACAUUUCCACGAAGAUGAUAACACCGAUGAUUUACUUAUUGAUCUGUCCAAGUUCAAGGCCAACAGACAAAUGCGAAUCCCAGAAGAGACAAAAAGAAUUUUAUCAAAAGAAUUUUCACACCGGACCGAACAAGAAGUAUAUCAUGUCACUUUAGCUCUGCGGAACAUAAAGAGUUUCUCAGAAUAUCCUAAACGAAUGCAGGAAAAAAUUGCAGAAGUUGGACUAUACGAAAAAUACGAAUCUAAGAGAAUGAUUGUACGACAAGGACACCCAGCGUCCGCUUUUUAUUUUAUUCUUUCCGGGGCAGUUGUUGUCAUGGUAAUGGAUGAAGAUAGCAAAUAUGCUCGACCAGUAGCUCACUUAUACAAAGGACAAACAUUUGGGGAACUUGCAAUUAUUAACGAAUCAAAGAGGAAUUCAACUGUUAUUGCCAAGGAAACAUGCGAGUUUAUGUCUAUAUCAGCAAAGGAUUAUCACAAGAUAUUCAUGGCUGGAGGAGUGAAAAACAUCAACGACCCUGACCAAGAAAUCUUCCUCAAGAGUUUAACAUGUCUAGCAGCAUGGCCGAUACAUAUCCUACAAGAAAAUCCUAAUAAAUGUCAAUUUCUGUUUUUCAAAAAUGGUGAGGUUAUAGUUAGAGAUUCACAUUAUUCAGACUGGGUUAUUAUUGUCAAAUCAGGUAGCGUCCAAGUGUUGAAGAAACUUAAACGGGUAGAAGCUUUUGAAUGGAAGCGAAAAAAAGCGAUAGAGUACAUGAGCGGAAGUAAGAAACGUGAAGUAGUAAACCAGAGGACGGAGUGGCGCCGGGUUCUACCAGAAUUAGGAAUACCACUUAGCCAAAGUGAAGAGGAAGAUAAUAAUAUAGAGUUUUAUGAAAAUGGUAAACCAGUUCCUUUUGUUCAUCCUGAAGGGAAAGAAAAGAAUUUACAAGAAGAUGAAGAGCACACUAAGAAACAACCACAAAUACCAAACCUCUGGCCAUUUAAGGUUGAUAUAUCAGAGAUAGAAUCUGGUAGAUAUAUAGAAGAUAAUCGCCAUGCUGGUCCACCAUUUCGGACUAUCUCAGGCACAGCCAUUGAUACUUUAGAUAGUAAAUACCAAGGGAGAAAACUCAACAGGUUAACAGUCAAUAAUAAAUUAGGUAAACAAAGAGAUAGAAGUCACAGUAUGGCUCACGAGGAAGAAAAAGAAUUGCUUGGAUACCAACCGCAUAUACGUACCAUUAUGGAAGACAUUGACUCGGGAAUGAAACGAAAGGACAGUGACGUUGAGAUUAAUCCCGCAGACAUAAACCCGGAGUUCGUUCAUGUCCAAACUUUGACAAAAGGUCAAGUUUAUGGUCUAGCUGAUGUGAUAUUAAAAGACCAGCCUAGUUUCUCAGUUGUAAGCCAUGGUGCCGACUGUUUACUUAUCAACAAACAAUUCUACCUGGAGCAUGCUUCUGAAAAACUUUUACGAGAUAUGAGACAAGAGCUUUGUCCAUAUCCGACCGAAGAAGAGUUACAAGAAAGUUUACAAGUGAGUGUAGACUGGCAAGCCUUUAAGAAAACAUUGUUGAUACAAUCAAUGGAGAAAGUGUCCAGUAGAAAAUCAAUGAGAACUACUCUAAAUGGAACUAAAACACAGGAGGCAUUUGUUUACUAGAUAUCAUACCUGUAGUAACUUUUUCGUACACCUGAAACAGGAAAGAAAAUAGAUUGAUUGGAGGUGUUCGUAGCGAUCAUAAGUGUGUUUAUGGAAUCAUCUGAAGAAUUUGAUGAUUCGGCAAUAGAAAUACAAUAUUAUAGGUCUGAUUGGAGUCCGUGAACGUUUGGGUGAUACUUAUCUAUUUCCGUGACAACAAUACGAAACAAGAAGUGAUUGUAGAUUUUUCUUAGUGUGUUGUUUUCCUAGUCAUUCAGACUUUUAAGUAUCUCAACUCUGCUCCACUAGAAGUUCAUGUAUUUCUGUUAUUUAAGAGUGAAAAUCUAAUAGAAAACCUGUUAAAGUAUCUUGUAAGCGUGGAAAAAUGCUUUAACGUGAUUAAAAAAGACAUUCUUAUUUUACAACAGAUACUUAAAUGACAAGAAUUGGACGAGUGUCGCUGCUAAUUUGAUGGGCAUUUUGAUUUUCACUGUCGAUGUUGAGUGUAAACGGCGGUAUUGAAAAUACUAUGCUUCUAGAACAGUCAGUCCCUACAGUAGUGUUGACUGAUUUAGUCAUGUAGUUGGUGUUGGAGUCCAUUACAUAAACAAUGAACGGUUCCAUGGUUUAAUUCUUACCCCCCAUAUAUAUAAACACUAUUUCUUUAAUGGCCAGUUUUAUUUAUUACACAGCUGAUAUUUCAUUGUAUGGUGGAGGAAUUCGGUAUUUUGUCUAAUUAUAUUUGCUAUUUGUGUAGCUUAUUUAUUCAUAUGUCCAGUUUUAUCACAUGCUGCUAGGUAUCGUUCUUCAUGUGGUACUGUGUGGCUGAAUCAUCUCGAUGGCUACGUUCUAUGAACGCUGCUAUAUCUUGUCGGUCUUUGUUCUCAUUUUUUAUACUUAUAGAUUAUAUAGUGCUAAAAUUAAUAGUGCUAAAAAUAUGUGCUUUGAAUUCAUAAAAAUAGACAAGCAUUUGCUAAAUGUUUGAUGCGUUAAAACUGUUACUUGUCCCUAUCUGUAUUUGUCUUCCAUAGCUGUGAUAAAAUUACAUUUAUUUAGAAAUGUUAUUCAUUUAUUGAUGAUGUUUAUUAAAAUAAUGAUGAUGAAAAUAAUACCUGUUAUUUUUUAUUGAAAUAAACAUUGUUA
Molecule: messenger RNA, 3690 nt
Organism: Ruditapes philippinarum (Manila clam)
Lineage: Eukaryota; Metazoa; Mollusca; Bivalvia; Venerida; Veneridae
Exons: 19
Coding region: 337-2568 (743 amino acids)
Source: RefSeq, a predicted model, not a curated record